GCAACAAAGUGUGCCAGCGAGCAGCUGGCCUGUGUUCGAGCCCCCUCAAGGCUGGGCUCACUUAAUCAGCCUUCUCGGGCAACCGACGCCCGAACAUCCCUUUCUGUACCUCAACACAAAAGACGAAUUUGCCGCCUUUAUUCGGCGCCAUCAGAAGCGCACCCGCCUCAUUCAAUACUGCUUGCCGAUCUGCACCCUUCUGCUCGGCAGCCUCUUGGCCGCAAGAUGGGGCCGGCACCAUAUUGGUCAUCUCCGACUUGGCCAAUGCUAGUCGUGGAUUCUGGCGUUGCCCUGACAACCAGUAGUGGUGUGGUCAGCUGUUAG
Protopolystoma xenopodis is the source of this 324-nucleotide messenger RNA. NCBI's taxonomy places the organism in Eukaryota, Metazoa, Platyhelminthes, Monogenea, Polystomatidea, Polystomatidae. The record is from the annotation of a GenBank genome assembly.